CCGAGUCCGGGGCAGCGCUCGGCGGACGCCGAUGGGCAUCGGGCGGCCGCGCUGGGCACGGGCACCGGGAGCCCGGCGCUGAGAGCGGGGCUCGGCGCUCGCACGGCGCUCGGGGGUCGCGGCGGGGCCCCCCGGGCCGGGGCGAUGCCCCCCUGCAGCCGCACGGACUGAGCCGGGGCCGGCCCGUGCAUGGCCCAGCCAUGGAGGUGGUGGACGAGACGGAGGCUCUGCAGCGCUUCUUUGAAGGCCACGACAUUAAUGGAGCUCUGGAACCAUCCAACAUUGACACCAGCAUCCUGGAAGAGUACAUCAGCAAGGAAGACUCUCCAGAAAUCUGCUUCCCUGAGAUCCCUGCUCCCACCAGCUACACACACCCCCAGCCCUCCAGCUCUGCUGGCAUCCCUGCACCUCCCAGCAGCUCCAUCAGCAGCGUGAGCAAUCCCUCUCCCAGCCCUGCCCUCCACCUCCCUCCCGCCGGCAACCAGCUCCCCAUCCGCCAUGGUCCCCUCCUGGCCAAUCCCUGCGGAGCCGCCUACGGAGCUCACCUCAACUGCAACAACAACAACGGCAUGGUGGUGCCCAAGGGCUUCCUGGCUGGCCACUGCCUGAACAGCGUGGUCCCUCCAAUCAAAUCAGAGCCCAAGGCCUCCUACGCACCUGGCACUUUGCCGGACUCUCCCCCGGAUUCCGGAUCGGAAGCCUACUCCCCUCAGCAGGUGAACGAUCCUCACCUCCUCCGGACCAUGACUCCUGAAAAUAUGUGUCACAUGACUCCCCCUUCCCGCCUGGAGCACCCUCCUCCUCCGCCGCCUCCUCCUCCACCCCCUCACCUCCAGGGUCCCCCUCCGCCGCCCCCACCGCCCCCUCACCCCCUCCAGCCGCAGCACAAUUCCCACUUUCCCGGCCUGCAGCGGGAUAUGUUCCUGAAGGCCGAGCCCCUGAUGCCUCCGUACAGCGUGGGGCCGGGAAUGGCGCCCGCCGAGCUCCACCAUGCCCAGCAAUCCCAGAUGCUGCACCAGCUCCUCCAGCAGCACGGAGCAGACCUCCCGGUGCAUCCCGCCAAGAAGCGGAAACACUCCGAGUCCCCCCCCAACACCCUCAAUGCCCAGAUGCUCAAUGGGCUGAUCAAGCAGGAGCCGGGAAUGGGAUCGGUGCCGCUCAAUCCUGACCGCGUCCAGACGCCUCCCUGGCACCAGCCGGGAGCGCUCUCUCCAGGCCUGAUCCAGGAUAAUGACAGCCUGAAUGGCUCCUACCUGGAUCCCAACUUCCAGUCCAUCAAGUGGCAGCCACACCAGCAGAACAAGUGGGCAACUCUGUACGAUGCCAACUACAAGGAGCUCCCAAUGCUCACGUACCGCGUGGAUGCCGACAAGGGCUUCAACUUCUCCGUGGGAGACGAUGCCUUCGUGUGCCAGAAGAAGAACCACUUCCAGGUCACCGUGUACAUCGGAAUGCUCGGCGAUCCCAAGUACGUGAAGACCCCCGAGGGCCUGAAACCCUUGGAAUGCUUCUACCUGAAGCUGCACGGAGUGAAGCUGGAGGCCUUGAACCAGUCCAUCAACAUCGAGCAGUCGCAGUCGGACCGCAGCAAACGGCCCUUCAACCCCGUCACGGUGAACCUCCCCCCAGAGCAGGUCACCAAGGUCACCGUGGGGCGGCUGCACUUCAGCGAGACCACAGCCAACAACAUGAGGAAAAAGGGCAAACCCAACCCGGACCAGAGGUACUUCAUGCUGGUGGUGGCCCUGCAGGCACAUGCCCAGAACCAGAACUACACGCUGGCAGCCCACAUCUCCGAGCGGAUCAUCGUCCGGGCUUCCAACCCGGGGCAGUUUGAGAGUGACAGUGACGUGCUGUGGCAGCGGGCGCAGCUCCCAGACACCGUGUUCCACCACGGCCGCGUGGGAAUCAACACGGACCGCCCGGAUGAGGCCCUGGUGGUCCAUGGCAACGUGAAGGUCAUGGGGUCCCUGAUGCACCCUUCAGAUGUCCGAGUGAAAGAGGACAUCCAGGAGGUGGACACAACGGAGCAGCUGAAGCGGAUCUCCAGGAUGAGGCUGGUGCACUACAACUACAAACCCGAGUUUGCAGCCACGGUGGGCAUUGACAGCACCUCUGAGACAGGUGUCAUUGCUCAGGAAGUGAAGGAGAUUCUGCCAGAAGCUGUGAAGGACACUGGGGACCUGGUCUUUUCCAAUGGGAAAACCCUGGAGAACUUCCUGGUGGUGAACAAGGAGCGGAUCUUCAUGGAGAACGUGGGAGCCGUGAAGGAACUGUGCAAGCUCACGGAUAACCUGGAGACACGGAUCGAUGAGCUGGAAAGGUGGAGCCACAAGCUGGCCAAGCUCAAGAGGCUGGACAGCAUGAAGUCAACUGUGAGCUCUGGAGCUUUCAGCCAAACUGGGAGCCAGUUCAGCCGGGCAGGAAGUGUGCCCCACAAAAAGAGACCCCACAAAGUCGCCAGCAAGUCUCCGUCGGUUGUUCCGGAGCAGGCCUGCAUCAGCCAGCGCUUCCUUCAGGGCACCAUCAUUGCCCUGGUCAUCAUCAUGGCAUUCAGUGUGGUGUCCAUGUCCACACUCUACGUGCUGAGCCUGCGCAGCGAGGAGGAUCUCGUGGACAUCGAUGGGUCAAGCCAGAACAUUGACAAGACACAGAUCGUGCGAUCCACGGCUACAUCCAAUGGGGCCAGCAGCAGGACCCCUCCAGAGCACGUCCCAGAUGAGACACAUGGAGCAGCCCUUGGCAUUCCCAGUCGCGGUGUGCUGGCCUGUUUCAGCCCUCCCUGUUUUUCCACGUGCUGCUCCGUUGCUCCCACUGGCAUCUCCUCCACUGUCCCCUCGGAGACCAGCCCUGUCCAUGCUGCCAACCGGACAGGUGAGGGCCAGCCCAGAUUCCCAGUAAUGCUGGGACGUCUCCAAGACCAAAGCCAGCCCUCCCUCCUGCCAAUGACAAAUAUCAAAGCCAAAUCCAGGGGCAUCACCGGGAAAUCCGCCUCCUACACCAAGUGGCCAAAGACUCCUGACAGGUCUCAGAGCUUCGGCAGCCCCAAUGCCAGCCCCUCCUCCCCCUUCUCCCACAUCCAGGGCAAAUCCAAGUACAUCUCCAAACUCUCGCUCUCCCGCAGCAACUCCCGGCAGCAGCGCAGCCUCCGGCAGCCGGUGAGCGAGCGGCCCCGCACGGAGCAGCCCGGCACGGAUGGGCUGAGCCCGGUGCUGCAAUCCAUCCGGAUCCUGGAGAUCAACCUGGCCAUCCAUUCCCAGUACUGCGCUGCUGCUGACGCCUGCAGGACUGGGAAUUUCAGCUACCGCAUCCCUGUGAGCCAGCAGACAGCCGUGAACACCAACCUGACCCUGGAGAUGAACUCCUCCUCCACUGUGUCCAUCUCCCUUUGUGACCUUGUCUCCAGUGAUCCCUGCCAGGAUGCUGUGAGCAGGAACAGCUCCACUGACUCCACAGAUGCACAGGACACCACGCACCGCUGGCCCCUGGUGAUGCUGUCCUUCCGAGAGUUUUCCUACCACUUCCGAGUGGCGCAGCCGGGCCGAGCCGACUGUGGCACUUCCCUGGAGCAGCUGGGACACCUCUUCACUGACUAUUACUUCCAGUUCUACUGGCUCUGUGAGUGAGUCCCGGCAGCACCAGUGCCCUCUGCUCGGAGACAGGAGGGGAACUGGUGCCACUGGGAGCCUCCCGAAUUCCCUGCUCCGCUGGCCCCCAGCCCCGCCUCAUCCCCGUGUCCUGUGGCAGCUCCGGAGCUGGAAUGGUGAUGGCUGGAGACACUGAAGCUCAGGACAGACAGGACCUAAAAGCCACCACCAGCCCUGUGGUGGCUCCUGGGGGGACCUCACACCGAUUCCCAGUAUCCCACACCCCUCUCCUUCCCUUAGGGGGAUGUUUGUGUCCUCCAUCACUUCCCCCUCCCCUUCCAACACUGGAUUUGGAAGCAUCACACCAGACUGAGCGUGGACAGCUCUGCCACAUCUCAGAGGGGUGCUCCUUCCAUGGACAGGAGCCCCACCCGGUGCUCCCAGAUGUCCCACAUCAGUUCUUCACAACACUGGAAUUGCUUCAACACUGGAGCCAUUUCCAAGAGUCAAACGCUGGAGUUUGGCCUGGAAAAGAUGGCUGAGCCUGGACCUACUGGAAGUUCUACACUGGAGUUGCUGUUCCUUCUGCUUGGCCCAGGGCCACUUCCCACAGACUUCCCAGAGACUCCCAGACCUGCCAAUGGACACGUUCCUCUAGGAACAACCGGAGAAGGAGCAGCUUCGACGUCAUCCCUCCUCUUCUUUGUGCUCUUAAAUCCCAUAUCCAUGUGGGAUAUCCAGGUGUGGAUGGAUAAAACCCCCACUCAAGCUGCUGCUGAGGCCAUGCCACACCUGGGGACACUUGUCCCCAAGCCAGGGGUGACAAAUGACCGGGACUUACCCACAUUAAGUGUGGUAGGAUCCGUUUUUAUCCGCUUGGAAGCGGCGUGUGCGGAGCUGCCUGGUCGGCUCUGGAGCCAGUGCUAACCUCUGCCCAGAUGUGCAGCACUGGCAAAGCCUGGAGUGCCCUGCGGAGCAAGGCCAAGUCCCUGGGAGCACCAGGAUCUAUGUCCAGGCAGGAUCUCUGCCUCAGGAGAGUGGUGGUGUUCUCCCAAAAGUUGGAUGGCAGCAGCUGCAGGCUGUCCCUGCCCUCACAGAGCUAUGCUGGGGGGAAUUUGGGAUAUUUUACUGUUACAAGUCCUUAAAUUGCUAAACUAC
Messenger RNA from Haemorhous mexicanus (house finch), 4745 nucleotides. RefSeq names its product myelin regulatory factor (gene MYRF). Gene Ontology annotation, cellular component: endoplasmic reticulum membrane; nucleus. The transcript is spliced from 26 exons. The coding region runs from base 201 to 3626 and encodes 1141 amino acids. Lineage: Eukaryota; Metazoa; Chordata; Aves; Passeriformes; Fringillidae. Gene Ontology annotation, biological process: positive regulation of DNA-templated transcription; protein autoprocessing; central nervous system myelin maintenance. The record is from RefSeq and is a predicted model, not a curated record. Gene Ontology annotation, molecular function: sequence-specific DNA binding; DNA-binding transcription factor activity.